CACUCAACAUGGCCGAUCGAGGAAGCCAAUUACAACAAGGAAUCAAAGUUUUGACUUUUCCAGAGAAGUCUUUGCCAGAGUUUCCGGAAUUGGAUCUUAAAGUCCCUUGUAUUUUCUGUGAGAAGGAAUUCCCAAACACCUCAGGGAAAAAUGAUGCUGUGCUGCAUCACAUGCUGAUAGAACAUCAACUUGUUAUCGGAGACGUUGGUCAAGUCUGUGACCUGAGGAGGUAUCUUUGUUACUGGAAAACAAGACUAAAAGAGAAACCCAUAACAGAGGUGUGUCCAGUCAUCAACAUCAAUUCCAAACCUGAUGAUAUUGGUCCUAAGAUUCAAUACUUCCUCUUGUGUGAUUCACUUCCUGAAGAUAGGAAUCUAAGGGAAGAUUUGCAACGUCGGAGGCUGGAAGAUGUUCUUGAGUGUCAGCAGCGGGAAAGAUCAGAUACACACUUUUCAAGAGGCUGUCUUUUCUGUAAACAACACUUUGAAGGCAAUAGGUCAUCAUUAUUUACACAUAUGGCAUCAGAUCAUGGAUUUAAUGUAGGCCUUCCUGAUAACUUAGUGAAUGUAAAUGAAUUCCUAGACACUUUGGAAACAAAAUUAACCAAUUUGCAGUGUUUAUUUUGUGAGAAGUUAUUCAAAGACAGAACAGCACUCAAAGAUCACAUGAGAAAGAAACAACACAAGAAAAUCAACCCCAAGAAUAAAGAAUAUGAUCGAUUUUAUGUCAUAAAUUAUCUGGAAUUGGGAAAAACUUGGGAAGACAUUCAAAAUGAAAUUGAAGAGGAAGAAGAUGUAGACUCUAAAACUGAUAAGAGUGAUGAAGAGGAUUGGAGUGACUGGAAGGGUGAUUUACCACCGUGUGUUUGCUUGUUCUGUGAAUCUUCUAGCCCUGCCACUAAUGAGAUUCUACAGCACAUGAAGGAGGAGCAUUUAUUCGAUUUUUACACUAUUAAGAGCUCUUUUGGUCUGGACUUUUAUCACCAAGUUAAAAUCGUCAAUUACAUAAGAAGACAGGUUUACAAAAAUAACUGUAUUAAGUGUCAAGAGAAUUUCCAAGACAAGGUCACUGUUUUAGAACACAUGAAAAAAGCUCAACACUUCGCUGUACCUGAAGACCGUACGGUGUGGGAUCAACCACAGUAUUUUUUCCCAACUUACGAAAAUGACGCAUUGUUGUGCAGUUUGGAAGAUGACGAAGAAGACGAGACAGAGGACAGAGAUGAUUUUGCACAAAAUACUGAUGCAUAAGGAUCAAAGUAACUCAAAUAAAUAGGGUGCCUCACAUUGGCUGAUGGAGGGGACUCGGUUCUACAGCAAUUGCGAGGACCUAGGCGAAUGUUGGCCAUUAAAAUUACCACAAUUCGUCUUCAGAAUGCGUACCUGAAUUCCGUUUACGAAUUGGGUUUCUGAUUAAUCUACACCAGAAGUGGGUCUCCUGGCGAGGUUUUUACCCGUCACCGGCUUUAGCUAAUACAAGCAUGUGGUGUGUUCAUCAAAUUCGUUUGGAGUUUGCUCUGCAUGUUUCAUUGUCUCUUGCCUUCUGCUGAGCUUGCCUCUGAGCAGCUCGUGUCUCAGAUUUCUUCCUACAAUAACCCAAAUUACAUUAUACUUGAGUCGAUGAACGUUUUUUUGGAAGUUGGAGAAAGAAACCCCCC
Pocillopora damicornis (cauliflower coral) is the source of this 1657-nucleotide messenger RNA. RefSeq names its product zinc finger protein 277. The record is from RefSeq and is a predicted model, not a curated record. Lineage: Eukaryota; Metazoa; Cnidaria; Anthozoa; Scleractinia; Pocilloporidae.